Molecule: messenger RNA, 951 nt
Organism: Sorex araneus (European shrew)
Lineage: Eukaryota; Metazoa; Chordata; Mammalia; Eulipotyphla; Soricidae
Product: olfactory receptor 8S1-like
Exons: 1
Coding region: 1-951 (316 amino acids)
Biological process (GO): G protein-coupled receptor signaling pathway
Cellular component (GO): membrane
Molecular function (GO): olfactory receptor activity; G protein-coupled receptor activity
Source: RefSeq, a predicted model, not a curated record
AUGGUCUUGGGAAACCACAGCGCCAUAAAAGAAUUCAUUCUUCUUGGACUCUCUUCUAACCCUCACAUCCAGGUUACAUUCUUUAUCCUGUUUCUAGGGAUUUACCUCCUGACACUGCUGGCAAAUUUUAUGAUGAUAACAGUUAUUCGAACAGAUCCCCACCUCCAGACACCUAUGUACUACUUCCUCAGUCAUCUUUCUCUCCUGGAUAUUUGUUUAACUACAGUCACAGUUCCCAAAAUGUUGGAGAAUCUCCUGUCUCAGACAAAAUCUAUGUCACUGGAAGAUUGUCUUGCCCAGUCUUUCUUUGUAUUUUCUGCUGUAGGAAUUGAAGUCUUUGUGCUCUCUGCCAUGGCCUACGACCGUUAUGCUGCCAUAUGCUACCCAUUGCUCUACAGCCAGGUGAUGAGUAAACAGAUGUGUGGAGGUCUAAUAUGGGGCUCCUGGGGACUAGGCUUUCUGGAUGCUCUCAUUAAUACCCUUAUGGCUUGUAAAUUGGAAUUCUGUGAGGCUCAUACACUGCCUCACUUCAGCUGUGAGCUGCCUUCCUUAUUUUCUCUAUCUUGCUCUGACAUUUCGAGCAACUUUAUUGUCCUGAUAUGUUCUGCCAUUGUUCAUGCCUUUGGCACCUUAUUCUUGAUCUUCUUCUCUUAUGCCCACAUUAUCUCGACCAUUCUGAGCAUCAAAUCAGCCACCGGCAGAAGCAAGGCUUUCUCUACCUGCUCCUCUCAUUUAAUUGUGGUGAGCUUCUUCUAUGGAUCUGCUUUGCUUCGUUAUUUAAUGCCCACCUUAAACUCUCCACUGGAAUUAUUUUUUUCCAUACAGUACAGUGUGAUCACUCCUGUAGUGAAUCCUCUUAUCUACAGCCUGAAGAAUAAAGAAGUAAAAGAAGCACUGAAAAAAUUGUUGCAAAAAAGGUGUGUGUUUUUUCAAACAGUACAUAACUUGUAG